ACAAGACAAAGACAAGAUUUCAUUUACUUGAGUUUUCCUAUCUUAUCAUUUUUCCUUGGUGGAUUAACAACAACAUGGGGUUUUGGAAUGUUUCUUGUUUGCCUCCACGCUAUCAAUUUUUUUUCCUUCGGUUGCUUUGUUUCCUGCGAUUGAUUGAGUCUAUUCUGUGUUGAAUCAUCAUUUAGUUCAAUUAUCUUACGAUCUGGUGUCAAUUCAAACAUAGUUCAGUAGUUAGUUCCAAUUACUAUCUCAAGCAUCGAUAGGUUGAUGAUUCAAACCCUACCAUUGUUGAACUUGAAAAGAAAAAGAAAAACCAUUUGAUGGUGUUUACCUUUUAUUGACUAGUCUUUCCUCUUUGAUUUUCAAUUGGAGUGCAUAUUAUAAUAUAGAUUUAGCUCCCUUUUGUUUCAUUCAUCAUCGAGAUUUUUCUCUAGAAGAGGCUUAUAAUAUGAUGGUGUCACUCUUUCAUUCUUUUUCAAAGAAAGUUGCCUGUUUCUAAAAAAAAAGAGAAAAAUGAUGGUGUGUACUAGCUAGAUGUGUUGGAAUUAAAAUUAGAGGUUUACAGAUGAAAUUUAAACUUUUCAAAGUUUAGGGACUAGCAUACAUCCAUAUUAACAAUAUUUGAUAUAAAUAUACUAAAGGAACCUAUUAACUUUAGAUCUUGGAUUGGUUUUACGAUUUUACGUGAUAUUAAAGUAGGAGGGUGUGUGUCUGAAACUUUUGUAUUGUCAUUUCUCUGCCAAUUAAUAUUUGAACUUGUAGAAUCUUUUGCAAAUUAUCAAACCUACAAGUGAAGGGAAGAUUUAAGCUUCAGUUCUUCAAUCCUUGAAAGACGGAUGGCAAAAUACACCACCAAGCUGGGGAACAUCAAAUGAUCCAUGUGGAACUCCCUGGGAUGGAGUAAUUUGCAAAAACUCUAGAGUAGUUGCAUUGAAAUUAUCAAGUAUGGGCCUAAAAGGUAAACUUGGUGGAGACAUUGGAGGCCUUACUGAACUGAGAUCACUGGACCUUGCAGCCAACCGAGACCUUGUUGGUUCGAUCUCUCCGGCUCUAGGGAACUUGUUGAAAUUAGAGACCUUGAUCCUUUCUACGUGCGGAUUUAGUGGCAAUAUUCCAGAGGAAUUGGGGAAUCUUUCUGAGCUAACCUUCUUGUCUUUGUAUUCUAACAAUUUCACCGGUACCAUACCGGCAACUCUGGGAAAACUCUCCAAACUAUAUUGGCUAGACCUGGCAGAUAAUCAGUUGACUGGUGCUCUCCCAGUUUCCACUUCCGGAUCCUGGGGUUUAGAUAAACUUCAUAUGGCUAAACAUUUUCAUUUCAGCAAUAACCACUUAUCAGGUACCAUUCCACCUGAACUUUUUAGCUCUGAGAUGGUAUUAAUACACAUAUUAUUUGAUGGAAACAAUUUUUCUGGGAGUAUCCCACCAACAUUGGGACUUGUUCAGACCCUUGAGGUUCUUCGAGUUGAUCGAAAUUCUUUAACGGGAAAUGUUCCAUCAACUCUAAACAACCUAAUAAAUGUGAAUGAAUUGCAUUUAGCCAACAAUAUGCUCACAGGUCCACUACCAAACUUAACUCAAAUGAGUUCACUAAAUUACGUGGAUCUUAGUAACAACUCAUUUAGCUCAUCAGUUGCUCCAGAAUGGUUCUCAACUCUACAAUCUCUCACCACUCUUAUUGUUGAAUAUGGAUUAAUACGGGGAAAUCUGCCAGAAGGAAUCUUUAGCUUACCACAUAUACAACAAGUGAAACUGAAGAAUAAUGCAUUUAGUGGGACACUAAAUAUGGGCGACAGCAUCAGCCAACGGUUGCAGCUAGUCGAUUUGCAAAAUAACAACAUUUCCUCAGUUACCUCUUAUUCGGGUUAUACUAAUGCUUUGAUGCUGACAGGAAAUCCUGUGUGUGAUGCUGAUAUCCUCUCAAAUACAAACUAUUGCCAGCUUCAACAGCAACAAGCAAAGCCCUAUAUUACCAGCCUUGUCUACUGUGGACGUAAUUCAUGUCCUCCUGAUGAGAAGCUGAACCCACGAAGUUGUGAAUGUGCCUAUCCAUAUGAAGGGACUUUAUACUUUAGAGGACCCUCUUUCCGGGAAUUGUCCAAUAUAACUCUGUUUCAUUUAUUGGAAAUGAGCCUUUUGGAAAAAUUCAAUCGAACGCCUUUUAUUCGAAACCCUUUCUUUAAUGCUGAUGAUUAUCUUCAGAUGCAGCUUGCACUUUUUCCAGCCAAUGGUAAAUAUUUCAACAGGGAAGACAUUCAGAGGAUUGGUUUUGAUUUGCACAGUCAAAAUUACAAACCCCCCGACAAAUUUGGGCCAUAUUACUUCUUUGCGUCUCCUUAUCCUUUUUCAGACAUUGAUAAUGGAUCAACUUCAACCAACACUGGAUUGGUAAUUGGAAUAGCUGUUGGCUGCGCCUUUCUUGUUGUAUGUCUCAUUGGAAUGGGAACAUAUGCAAUUCAACAAAAGAGACGUGCAGAAAAGGCCAAUCCAAAUGCUUUCUGGUUGCCAAGUGGAAACGAUAGUGGAAGCGCGCCGCAAUUAAAGGGUGCCAGAUGGUUUUCUUAUGAUGAACUUAAAAAAUGCACAGAUAAUUUCUCCACCACUAAUGCGGUAGGAUCAGGAGGAUUUGGCAUGGUAUACAGAGGAACACUGGUGGAUGGAAAAGUAGUUGCAAUCAAAAGAGCCCAACAAGGUUCAAUGCAGGGUGGCCUUGAGUUCAAGACGGAAAUUGAGCUGCUUUCACGAGUUCAUCACAAGAAUCUCGUAGGCCUAGUGGGAUUUUGUGCCGAACAAGGAGAACAAAUUCUUGUUUAUGAAUUCAUGCCUAAUGGGACACUUAGACAAAGCUUAGCUGGAAAAUCUGGUAUUUAUCUUGACUGGAAGAGAAGGCUUCGUAUCACACUGGGGUCAGCCAGAGGACUGACUUACUUACACGAGCUUGCUAAUCCUCCCAUAAUUCAUAGAGAUGUUAAGUCCACCAACAUUUUACUUGAUGAAUGUUUAAAUGCAAAGGUUGCUGAUUUUGGCUUGUCCAAGCUUGUCUCAGACAGUGUAAAGGGACAUGUUUCUACUCAGGUCAAGGGCACAAUGGGUUAUUUGGAUCCUGAAUAUUACAUGAGUCAACAGUUGACGGAGAAAAGUGACGUGUACAGCUUCGGAGUAGUUAUGUUGGAAUUGCUAACUGCUAAGCUGCCAAUUGAAAAAGGAAAGUACAUAGUUCGUGAGGUGCGUAUGUCGAUGAACAAGAAUGAUGAAGAAUAUUAUGGUUUGAAGCAUAUACUGGAUCCAACCAUAUUUGAUAAUACGGCAAAUCUUAUUGGGUUCGGAAAGUUCUUAGAGUUGGCCAUGCAAUGUGUUGAAGAAGUAGCUGCAAAUCGUCCCACAAUGAGUGAAGUGGUUAAGGCAAUUGAGAAGAUUUUGCAGAAUGAUGGAAUAAAUACAAGUUCAACAUCAGCAUCCUCAUCUGCCACAGACUUUGUGACUUCCAAAACUUCUUCUAGACAUCCUUAUAACGAUGCUUCUCAGAAAGAGAGCGUCAACAAGAAUAGCCAAUGAAUGGAUGAUGAACCAAUGUAGAAACUGUCACUGUUUUGUUUCACGGAGUUGUAAACUUGGGAGAAGUUAUCACUAUUUUGUGCAGUUCAAGAUUUUUGUUGACAUUAAUGUAUAUAUGUAUUUCGUUA
Messenger RNA from Cucumis melo (muskmelon), 3683 nucleotides. Its product is annotated as leucine-rich repeat receptor protein kinase HPCA1-like. The record is from RefSeq and is a predicted model, not a curated record. Gene Ontology annotation, biological process: protein phosphorylation. Bases 946 to 3555 code for a protein of 869 amino acids. NCBI's taxonomy places the organism in Eukaryota, Viridiplantae, Streptophyta, Magnoliopsida, Cucurbitales, Cucurbitaceae. The transcript is spliced from 19 exons. Gene Ontology annotation, molecular function: ATP binding; protein kinase activity; protein binding.